Molecule: messenger RNA, 2010 nt
Organism: Bombina bombina (fire-bellied toad)
Lineage: Eukaryota; Metazoa; Chordata; Amphibia; Anura; Bombinatoridae
Gene: EMID1
Product: EMI domain containing 1
Exons: 15
Coding region: 183-1649 (488 amino acids)
Molecular function (GO): protein binding
Source: RefSeq, a predicted model, not a curated record
UAUCCCAACCAUUUAAAACCACUCAAUUGUUUGGGAUUUCUAAGCCGGUCCAGAGCGAGGAGGCUGUCUGUGCACUUUUCUUUACUCUGUUGUCUCUUCGGCGUGGGGGGCACAUACUGAGAAAGGCAGGGGAAGCUCUCCAUCAACAUAUUUACACAUCGGAGGACAGAGCAGGGUGCACUAUGGGACAGAGGGUGCUGCUGUACUGCUGCUGGCACAUAGCACUAUGCACACUGAUGGACAAAGGUGGAUGCACAUGGACUUCUGGUGCUCAGUACCGAUAUGCACCAUCUCUGCAACAAAAACCCAGAGAGACACUGACUUCUCCACGAAGGAACUGGUGCUCAGUGCCUGUUACUCGAACAGUAACAUGUCAAGUUCAGAAUGGAACUUUUCUACAAAGAGUCUAUCACAAUUGCCACUGGACUACUGGCUGCUCUGGUGGAAGUUAUAGGACAGUCAUCAGGCCAACCUAUAGGCUUAGCUAUAAGACACUGACAUCACUCGAGUGGAGGUGCUGCCCUGGAUUUCGAGGUGCCAGCUGUGAGGAAGAAACUGUAUCCCUGGCAGAAGCUCAAGAAGCAAUAAGGGUCAGCAUGCCAAUUCGCAAAUUACCCACAAGAGCAGGUGGCAGCUUAUCAGGUUGCCUCAAUUGCAGUCGAAUUCCAGAGAUGAAUGAGCGACUAAACUCCUUGGAAGCCAAGGUGGCAAUGAUUUUGGAUUCAGGUAAAAGGUUAGGUUCUCUAGCCGAUGCUCCCCGUUUAUGGGGAAAUCCACAGACACAAGGCAGCCCAGGAGAGGAGGGAAUAAAAGGCAUCCCUGCACGGAAAAACCCUCAAGGGCCACUCGGAGGACCUGAGAUCCGUGGCUCUCCAGGUGUAAAAGGCGCAGCUGGGCCUCCAGGACCUCCUGGAUCUCCUGGCCCCCCUGGAAGAGACGGUGGUAUGGGACCUCCAGGGGAAAGGGGACCACCAGGUCCGUCAGGCCCACCUGCCCCAGGAAUGCAGAGACUAAUGGAACAGGAUCUUUUUCAGUCAAACCGAUUCACUGAAGCUGGAGGACAGCAUAUUCCGGGGCCUAGGGGCCCCCCAGGUCCAGCAGGACCACCGGGACCUCAAGGGCAGGCUGGGCCCCCAGGAGCAAGUGGACAAAAUGGGUUACCAGGCCCCCAAGGAAAAGAUGGUCCCAGAGGAGAAAAAGGAGACAGUGGGCCACCAGGCCAGCCAGGAGAGCCAGGGACUAAAGGGGAAAUGGGCCUUCCUGGGCAGAAAGGAGAGCCAGGAGAGAGAGGAGAGCCGAAACGGAUUCUGGAUCAGGAGCUGGGCCCUCCCCCUCUGGUGCCCCUGGAUUCUAUAGGGGCAGACGCAAUGGGCCCUCUGCCUACAGAAUGGCACCCCCACGGCAUGACGAAGAAGAAGAGGAAGACGAGAGUUUUUAAUGUUGCUAAACACAAUGAUUAUGUUCAGCCAGGUCUGGAUGUCUGUUUACUCUGCCCACAUACCACAGUACCAUAUUGUGCAUAUUAUCAGGAGUCUGUCAUAAGUCAUUGGGAGAGUGCAGCAUUUGCAUCUGUUACAGAUGCCUUUAAUAUAUUGCAAGCUAAUGCAGACAGCAGUGACCUGACUCCCCAUGUAUAUGGUAUAACAUAAUGGCUGAAAUUUAAGCAUGAGAAAUCUUAAUUUCUGUAGCAAUCAAACAUUUGGUUGUUAUUUUUAUACUGCAGCUGAGACAGAUCAUACAAUGAAACCGCUGUCAGUAGCUGGUACUUCACAUGGCAGCUGCCAACAAUUGGCACCACGGUCACUUCUGUGCCUGCCUUGCAAUACUGUGCAGCUAGUGAAAGGCAGAGAAAUGCAAGUGAUGAUUGGAGGGUGUUGUGGAUAUUAGAAUAUCAGAUGAUGUGUCUUUUAAUUAUCUGUUUUUGUACACUUUCUAAUUCAAGUUCAACAUAAGGUGAACAAAACACUUUGUGUAAAAUAAAUAAAAGACUUUUUUAUUGAAAUAAAAAAA